Lobosporangium transversale is the source of this 1296-nucleotide messenger RNA. RefSeq names its product CoA-transferase family III domain-containing protein. Gene Ontology annotation, molecular function: catalytic activity. The record is from RefSeq and is a predicted model, not a curated record. Lineage: Eukaryota; Fungi; Mortierellomycota; Mortierellomycetes; Mortierellales; Mortierellaceae. The transcript has 4 exons. The coding region runs from base 11 to 1204 and encodes 397 amino acids.
GUUAUGCUUGAUGUCCCCCCUUUUUUUACCGAUUGAAGCUGGACCCUAUUGCACACAAUUACUCGGAGAUCUUGGUGCUGAAGUGAUCAAAAUUGAGAAUCCUAAGGGUGGUGAUGAUACCCGCGCAUGGGGUCCUCCCUUUGCCAAGAACAUGGAUCCGUCUGACUCGACCCCUCCAGAGAGCGCUUAUUUCUUAGGUGUCAACCGGAACAAGAAAUCUAUUACAGUCAACAUCCGAUCAGUAGAAGGUCGACAGUUGAUUCACGAUCUUGUCAAGAAAGUAGAUAUCCUAGUGGAGAACUAUGUACCUGGAAAAUUGGAUGAAAUGGGAUUGGGUUAUCAAGAGUUAAGCAAGUUAAAUCCGAGACUUAUUUACACAUCCAUUACUGGAUAUGGCCAAACGGGGCCAUAUAGGACGAGACCAGGAUACGAUGUCAUGGUCGAGGCAGAAGGUGGAUUAAUGUAUAUCACAGGCGAGCAAGAUGGAACACCCGUGAAAGUAGGCGUUGCUGUGACAGACUUGACCACAGGACUUUACGCCCAUGGAGCCAUCAUGGCAGCGAUUAUCGCGCGUUACAGAACAGGACGUGGUCAGCAUAUCGACUGUUCACUAUUGGACUCUCAGGUCGUGACAUUGGCCAACAUUGCAAGCUCAUAUUUGAUCGCAGGACAAGAAGCCAAAAGAAUGGGUACGUCACAUCCCUCGAUUGUUCCCUAUCAAGUACUGCCAAGCAAGGACUCGCACAUUAUGAUUGGUGCUGGAAACGAUGGACAAUUCAAGAUCCUUUGUUCAAUCCUUGGCUUGGAACACCUGUGUGAGGAUCCCGCAUUCAAAGCGAACAAGGAUCGUGUCCGAAACCGUAGUGAUCUUAUCAAGAUUUUGACAGAAAGACUUCAAACGAAGAACAAUGACGAAUGGUUAAAGGCAUUUGAAGGUCGGGGAAUCCCUUUUGCACCUAUCAACAACAUUGCACAAACAUUUUCACAUCCACAGGUGAUUGCUAGAGAUAUGAUCCAAGAAGUUGAUCAUCCAAAGGCUGGCAAGAUCAAACUCACAGGACCAGCUGUUAAAUAUUCGGAGACCAAGCCAAAGAUUCGUACCCCACCUCCUCUUUUGGGUCAGCAUACAGAUGAAGUCCUUAGAGAUAUCCUAGAAUAUAACGAAGAUAGGAUUCAGGCCUUGAAGGAGAAAGGAGCUGUUUAGAUUGGUUAGACCGAGGAAGAAAAAACUGAGCUGAAUGAUCUUAAUGCAACCUCUAUAGAUUAAAACCAUUAAAGAGAUACAAAUAGAAAGAA